UGCUGUUGGUUUUGCCGAGAUGCCUGUGACUCUUGGAGGCUGAGUGGGCUGUUUGGCCAAAGGGCAGAGGCCCUCUCCAUCAUGCAGGAGAAUGACCAGACUCUGCUCUCUCAGGGAUUUGUGAUCUCCUGGAUGGAGCAAGAGGAAGAGUUGCAGGUCCUGGAUCUCCAGGACUUGGAGGAAACCGAGCUCCCAAGGUUCACAGCAGUAGAUGGGGGUUUGGGUGACAAUGUGGUGGAGAUGCCUGAUCCUGAGGAAACUGAUCUGCAUGGGACACUGCUAGGGGGAUCCAGCGGGGCCCCUCUCCAGAGUCCCAAGAGUGACUGCAAGGUGGGCUGGGAAUGGCAAGGCCCUGCAAGCCAACCCACCCCUGGUGAAGGAGCUACAGGGGAUCACCACGAUGCUGCUGCCCAGCCGAGAGCCUCCACGGGGGAUAAGCCCUAUAAAUGUAGUGAAUGUGGGAAGGGCUUCAGCCAGAGCUCUGACCUCAUCCGGCACCUGCGCACCCACACCGGCGAGCGCCCCUACAAGUGCCCCGAGUGCGGCAGGGGCUUCAGUGACAGCUCCACCCUGCUCAAGCACCAUCGCGCGCACACGGGCGAGCGCCCCUACAAGUGCACGGAGUGUGGCAAGGGCUUCAUCCUCAGCUCCUACCUCAUCCAGCACCAGCGGGUGCACAGCAGGGAGAAAGCCCACAAGUGUGCCAGCUGUGGGCGCUGCUUCGGCCAGAGCUCAGAGCUGGCGCAGCACCAGUGCGCCCACCUGGGCGAGCGCCCCUACAAGUGCAGCGAGUGUGGGAAGGGCUUCAGCCAGAGCUCUGACCUCAUCCGGCACCAGCGCACCCACACUGGCGAGCGCCCCUAUAAGUGCCCGGACUGCGGCAAGGGUUUUAGCGACAGCUCCACCCUCAUCAAGCACCAGCGCACCCACACCGGCGAGCGCCCCUACGUGUGCACAGCCUGCGGCCGGGGCUUCAGUGAAAGCUCCACGCUCAUCAAGCACCAGCGCACGCAUACGGGCGAGCGCCCCUACGUGUGCACCGAAUGCGGCAAGAGCUUCAGCCUCAGCUCCACGCUCUUCAAGCACCAGCGCACGCACACGGGCGAGCGGCCCUACCUGUGCACGGAGUGCGGCAAGGCCUUCAGCCUCAGCUCCAACCUCCUGCAGCACCAGCGCACGCAUGCGGGCGAGCGCCCCUUUGCCUGCGCCCAGUGCGGCAAGCGCUUCACGCAGAGCUCCAACCUGCUGCAGCACCAGCGCACCCACACCGGGGAGCGCCCCUACCAGUGCACCCAGUGCGGCCGCCACUUCAGCCUCAGCUCCAACCUCAUCCAGCACCAGCGCACCCACUUGGGCGAGCGCCCCUACGCCUGCGCCCAGUGCGGCAAGCGCUUCGGCCUCAGCUCCAACCUGCUGCAGCACCAGCGCACCCACACCGGGGAGCGCCCCUUUGCCUGCGCCCAGUGCGGCAAGCGCUUCGGCGACAGCUCCACCCUGAGCAAGCACCGCCGCACCCACGUGGGGCAGUGCUCCUUCCAGUGCACUGAGGGUUUUGGGGACAGUGCCACGCUCCUGCAGCACCCGCACACCCACCGGCAUGAGCAGCCCUACCAGUGCACCCAAUGCAGCAAGGCCUUCAGCCAGAGCUCCUGCCUGGCCCAGCACCAGCACACCCACAAGGACUGGCCCCUCUGUGCCAUUGCGCCCUGCCCCUAACCUCAACCGUCAGGUCCUGGGAAGUGCCAAGAGGCCCUGCCCCUAACCUUGGCCACCAGGCUCCAGGGAGGGAAACAUCCACCCAAGGCCCUGCAGUCCUCCGGCAGCGCCAUAGCAGCAUGGGACAAAUGGAGAGCUCAAGCAGCCCGCCUUGGGCUCAGUGUCCCAGCGACUGUGCCCGUGGGCUGGCAUGCACUGAUUACCUGCAGGCUACCAGCGGUGCCCUCCCGGAAGCUGUGCAGUUCAGGCUUCCGCCGUGCAGCGCUGCUAACUCUUGCGGAGCUGGCUGUGAGAGAGGCCCGACAUGCAGCAGCACCUCCUACUCCACAUGUCAGUGCCCCAACCAGACACAUCCCACGGGGAACUUGGGUAAGAACCUGUUUGAACGCUGUGGGGGUCAAAGUUCGACUCGUGCAUGAACAUUGGCAUUGGCUUAUCAGAGACUGGAGAGAGCUCAUCUAGUGGAAUGACGCAGGCAGGGUGAGACUAAUUCCCACUCCCAGCAAUAACAGGAUAAAACUAAGAAAAAGAAAAUCUCGGCCAAGUACUGAGGGAAAACUUCCACCAGUGAGAUCCGUUAGGCUGUGGGGUCGUUUCCCCAGCGAGGGGGCUGGGGCCCCAUCUCUUGAGUUAUUUAAAACUGAACUGGAUAAAAAGAGCUUUCCUUAAAAGUCACACACAAAAUUGUCUCUAAAUGCAGGGAAGGAAUUGGGCCAAUCCCACGCAGCUGCUGUCCAGCUCCAAUGUGAGACCGUUGUAGGGUCAGCAGAGUCGGGAGCGACUGUCAGCCAGUGAGGCUUUGGUAAGAAUUGGAAAGGACCUGCUCAGUGCAUGUGCCGGCAGGGAGAUGACACAAUGUGGGCUGGGGGUUUCUGACCUGGAAGUAAAAUGUGUUCUCUUUAUUCUCAUUCUCUUUCUGCGUCCUUCCCAGACCGCGCGUGGUUCUGUGUGAGAUGUUUCUGGGAGGUCUGAGGUAGAGCUGUUAUCAUGUGCAUACAGUAAAGAGACUUGAUACAUUUUAAAGCACA
This is a messenger RNA of Malaclemys terrapin pileata, 2744 nucleotides long. Its product is annotated as zinc finger protein 436-like. NCBI's taxonomy places the organism in Eukaryota, Metazoa, Chordata, Testudines, Emydidae. The record is from RefSeq and is a predicted model, not a curated record. Gene Ontology annotation, biological process: regulation of transcription by RNA polymerase II. Gene Ontology annotation, molecular function: DNA-binding transcription factor activity, RNA polymerase II-specific; RNA polymerase II cis-regulatory region sequence-specific DNA binding.